AUGUUUGAGGUGAUUAAAAACUGGACUCAAAGCAUUUGCUGCUAUCUUGCAUUAUUCUUCAAUAUUCUACUGAUUUUUCUGAUUUUGCUGAAGUCUCCGAAGAAAAUGGGGACUUAUAAGUAUCUUAUGAUUUAUUUUUGUGUGGUUUCGAUGGUUUUGUCGAUUUUGGAUGUUGUGGUUAAACCGGUGAGUUUGGGGAUCAAUGACAAAUGUCAAGGAUCAGCGCUUAGAUAACCUUGUUGUCUAGGAGCCACACCUAGAGAUUCACUCUGACAAGCAGCUGAGUCUUGAGAGCUUCUUUCCAAGUGGUCAAGCCUACAGAGAGAUUAGGUCUCAAGUAGCCGCGCCUAGAGAACCUUGUUGUCUAGGAGCCACGCCUAGAGAUUCACUCUGACAAGCAGCCGAGUCUUGAUAGCUUCUUUCGAAGUGGGCAAGCCUACAAAGAGGUUAGGUCUCAAGUAGCCGCGCCUAGAGAACCUUAUUGUCUAGGAGCCACACCUAGAGAUUCACUCUGACAAGCAGACGAGUCUUGAGAGCUUCUUUCAAAGUGGUCAAGCCUACAGAGCGGUUAGUAGCCGCGCCUAGAUAACCUUAUUGUCUAGGAUCCAGACCUAAAGAUUAAAGGGGUUGUCUUUCCACAAGGCAAGAUAUGCUAAAUCGCUUGGGCUAAAGUGCUUCUUGGACGUUCCGUGUUCACAAUCAGAAAUUUUUACUGUAAUAAGCAAAGGUUUUUUGUGUGUAAUUGUGCGUCGCGGUGUAUGUGUGUACCGCGCUUUUCAACUUUUUGAAUUUUUUCUGCAAGUUUUUCAAAAAAAUCUUCCAGUAUGUCGUGAACAUUCAAUCAUCCUUCAUCAUAUUCAUGAAAAACAGUGAAACCGGUUUCAAUAAUUUCACAAAUAAAAUUCUCCUGAGCUGCACAAGUGGCUGUUAUGCAAUUAUCCUAUCCUCAAUCGCAAUUCAUUUCAUUUUCCGAUUUUUCGCGAUUGAAAGAAAAGGCAAAUUGAAAUAUUUCAAGGGUUAUUUCCUUAUUUUCUGGUCGCUAAUUCCAAUCGCAACUGGAAUCCUCUGGGUCGCAUCGAUCUCAUUGCUCCUUGCUCCAACCGAGCACUUGAAAGAGAAUAUAGCUCCGGAUAUUUUUCGCGAUUAUAAUGUCACAAGUUUGGGAGAGAUUACUGUGCUUGGAUCUGAUUGGUAUUAUAAUUUUAAUGGUACAAGGGUUAUGAAUUAUCAAACAAUUCAAAGUGCCCCGAUUUUUGUGACAAUAAUUGUAAGAUCUAUUGCGCUCCACCGAAAUAAACACGCAACGCAGACCGCGUCGCACCAAAACACACACAUAAGGGAACGAUUCAAAUUCCCUCCCUUUUUUGUGGGUUGUGGCGCGGCGCGGCGCGGCGCGGUCUGCGUUGCGUGUUUAUUUCGGUGGAGCGCGAAAAAAUCCUUUCAGUUCAUCUCACUAUUCACAGUCUUCUAUUUCGGCACAAAAAUCUACUUUCUCAUCCAAAAAUUAAUCUACGAUGGGGAAUCCAACUAUACAAAAAACCUCCAGCGUCAACUAUAUAAGUCACUUGUUGUUCAGACUUGUAUUCCCCUUUUCCUUCUCUAUAUUCCAGUCUCGUUCUAUUUGAUUCUUCCAGUUUUCUUUGAAAACGUCGAGAUUUUUGGGUUGGUGUCGAAUUUGUUAUACGCAAUUUAUCCCGUAUUGGAUCCACUUCCCAUCAUUUUCAUAAUUGAUGAUUAUCGAUUGGCGGUUUUUGAUUUUCUUGGAAUUAAGAGGAAUAAUAAGGUGGAUGUUGAGGAGAAGGAACGAAAUGAUACAAGCGUUGAGACGUAA
Caenorhabditis angaria is the source of this 1831-nucleotide messenger RNA. The record is from the annotation of a GenBank genome assembly. Lineage: Eukaryota; Metazoa; Nematoda; Chromadorea; Rhabditida; Rhabditidae.